This is a messenger RNA of Anoplophora glabripennis (Asian longhorned beetle), 2630 nucleotides long. Its product is annotated as FHA domain-containing protein FhaA-like. The transcript is spliced from 6 exons. Bases 172 to 1032 code for a protein of 286 amino acids. The record is from RefSeq and is a predicted model, not a curated record. NCBI's taxonomy places the organism in Eukaryota, Metazoa, Arthropoda, Insecta, Coleoptera, Cerambycidae.
ACGGCUAUCGUGUCUAAAAUGCGCUGUAGUUCUGUAGAACAAAAUUAAAGCUAAACCUAAUACUACCGCUGUGUCGCGGAUCUUUGUGCUGUGCUGUGAAUUGUGACAUUUUUCAAUUGCAUUUCAUAUUUUCCCGGAUCUGAGAUAAAUCGGAUUACGCAGACAUCAAAAAUGAAGCUCCUGUCAGUCGCCCUCGUUCUAAGCUAUCUAACUUUUGGAGAUGCAUAUACAAAAUAUGGACGUAGCUGUAAAGACAUAGGUUGCCCAAGCAAUGAAGUUUGUGUAAUGGAAAAUGACCCUUGUAGUUAUUAUCAGAGGCAGGGUGAAUGUGGAUCAUAUCCAACAUGCAAAAAGACUGGCAAUUCCCAAAGAACCUGCGCUACAUAUGUAUGUCCUCCAUCAAAAGUUUGUAAGAUGGAUGGUGAUACCCCAAAAUGUGUGGAUGAUCACAGCCAGGUUGGCCAUGUCGGAUACAACACCCAGAAUCAGAACACCAUGGGCCAACAUAACCAACCAAGUGCCCCUCCCAGCGGGAACCUGUACCCAACAUUGAACAGAGGUGAAACUACACCGAGACCUAACAUACAUCAACAACAAUCGGGUCAGGGUGGAGGUUAUCAGGGAGGACGCGUAGGAUCAGGAUAUCCAGGUCAAGGUGGACAACAGGGUGGUUAUCCCGGAGGAUACCCUCAACAGCAAGGUGGUUAUCCUCAACAAGGCGGAUACCCACAACAAGGCGGAUACCCACAACAAGGCGGAUAUCCACAAGGCGGAUACCCACAAGGUUAUUAUCCAGGUUACUACCCACAGGGUUAUCCACAAGGUGGUUACCAAGGCCAAGGCGGUUACCAACCUCAUCCGGGAUAUGGGGGCUAUCAGCAAGGAGGACAUCAGCAAGGAUACAACAACAGAUAUGGGCAGCAGUCCACUGGGUCAUCAUUUUCCGACACGAUAUCCAACAGUCUCAAAUCCAUAGGUACUGAUGCUUUGAAAAACGCGUUAGGAAAGAUCUUGUCGGGAAAUAGGAACUAAAUUGUGAUAUUACCUGUCGAAAUCUUGCCAAUAAUUAUUAUUUUGACCAAAAAAAAUGUACCACUUGUCAAGUUAACAGUUGUUGCAGUAAAUUUAAGAAUCCUCAAUUUUCGUUCUGGUAUUGUGUUCAGUGUUACAAAAGACAAUAUUAGCAAUUAAAACUGUUACUGAAUAUGCACAUAUGAAUAAACAAGUUUGUAAACUGUAGUAAUACCAAAAAAUACUCAGAAAUUUAGGAUAAUUAUUUAUCAUAUUGUUUCCCCUAACAAGGCAAUUAACAUUUGCUUAUCUUCAGAAAAUUGCAUAAUAUGUUAAAUAAUAAGAGAUAUAUGAUGAUUAUGAUGCCAUAAAUGAUAGUGAUAUUGGAAUUAAUAGCUCCAGAUUAUGUUUCAAGAAAUUUAUUCCAUUUUUUUAAAUAAAUUAUGCAUGACAUAAUAAAUAUUGUAGGUCAAAUAUAUUUUAUACUUAUUAGUUAACUAGUUACUUUAGUAAAUUUGACAUAUUUUUUAAUAUGUAAUUUUUUAAAUUGAUUAGGUCUUAGUAAUUUGCCAAUAUCCACUGAUGAUUUUUAGUAAAAUAAAAUUUAUGAACCAAUAAUAUACACUUUCAUUAAAGUUGAUAUACAAUUAUUGAUGAAUUCGUAUAAAAAGCGUCUGUCAAUCAACAUCUAUUUAAAUUAUAUGAACCUCAAAAAGAUCUUGUUAAAAAAGUAGUAUAAGUAUCCAGUAACAUAAUUUACUGUAUUUUAGUGAUGUAUACAAUUGUAUUCUUGAAUGAAAUCACUGACUUGUAUUUUAUUUGGGAGACUAUUGACUAUAUUGGUAAACCAUGAACAUAGAAUACUAUUAAAAAAAACACGUGCAAUUUGCUUAAUCAUUGUUUCAUAAAAUUCAUAGUUACUUUUCGAAGAACGUAAAAGCAGUUGUUCCCUUAAAUUGUAAUACUUCCUUUUGAGAAAAAGCAAAAUGCGUCAUCGAUAAAUAACCACAUAAAACUCCUCAUUGUGUGACUACAUUGUGUCAUUUUUAUAAAGAAUAAAUACAUAAUUUACAAGGUUGGGAUUCCAUUGUAGAAUACAAUAUGCCGUGAUGUAUAUACUAAUACACAAUUUUAUUUUCAGGGCUAUUCUGUGUUCUCUUAACAUACCUAACGACAAGAAUGUACGGAGUUUGAAAAACUUUAACUGACUUUGAAAAAUAAACAUUCAAAAACUCUCUAAAUUAACAGAAACUGUUGUAUAUGUUCCUUAUUAAAUGACAUUUUAUAUUUUUGUGAUAUAUUUAAAUUAAAUUACGUUUUAAUUUCAGUACUUAGGUAUAUGUAAAAUUAUUUUAAAAACCUACGGUGAGUACCUCAAUAAUUUUAGCUUUAUGUGGUGGCAGUUUGACACUUGCACGUUUUUGUUGUUGUUUAUUUAAUUUCUCACCUUUUUUUCAUUUUAACAGAAUAGCCCUGCUUUUAUUUUGCCAUUUUUCAGUCUUAUAAAUAUCAAAAUUAACUUACUAACAUGAUAGUAGCUUGUAGCUAAAAGAUUUCUGUAUAUAUUGCACAAUUUAAUUUAAUAUUUUGUUUUUGUUUUAGUUGUUAAAGUGUAAAAA